Messenger RNA from Linum trigynum, 3787 nucleotides. The record is from the annotation of a GenBank genome assembly. NCBI's taxonomy places the organism in Eukaryota, Viridiplantae, Streptophyta, Magnoliopsida, Malpighiales, Linaceae.
CACCCGCUUCAUUCACCAUCCGCCCGACCCAACCCGAGACUAAAUGUGGGUGGGUGGUGGGUUAAAAAUUAUCAAUCCGUUGAAGCGCAGGUCGGUGCGUUUUAUGGUAAAAAAUCCGCCCGACCCACCCAAUGCUCACUCCUACCUAGAGGUGGCAAUUUUCAAUCCAAUCCACCGAUCCAAUCCACCAACCCAUUAAAAAUAUCCACAUAAUCCAAUCCAUUUAAAUCCAAUCAAUUUGAUCCAAAUCCAAUCAAUUUGAUCCAAAUCCAAUUGGAUUGGUGGAUUCAUGGAUUGAUCCAUGGAUCCAAAUGAAAAAUUACGGUUUGAUACCUAUAUUUUUUAUAUUUUAUAUUUUGGUACCCAAAAUUUAAUUUUUUAUACGAAAAAUAUCAUUGGAAAAUUACGUUUUGGUACCUAAAAUUUUUCAUUAUGACAUUUUAGUACCUAAACUUUUCACAUUUUACAUAUUGGUCCACCAAUCCACUUGAUCCAAUCCAUGAAUCCACUAAUCCUUUGGAUCCAAUCCAUUUGAUCCAUGAAUCCACCAAUCCAUGGAUCAAUCCAUUUGCCACCUCUACUCCUACCACACACUAUUAUAAAUUGUCCAACUUGAACCUGACUUACCAUAGAACGAGUAUUGAAAUCGAGAUACCCGCCUUCAACCUGUCCAUUGUCAUUCCAAUUGCAAUCCGAUAGUGAUUCAGAUUGACUGGGCUGGGCCUAACCAAGCCAGACGGGCUGGGCUGGGCCGUAACAGAGCCAGGAUCUCGGCCCAUUCGCUGUAAUUCAGAUUUCAGAUGGACUCUCCUCUCCGAAAGUUACGGAGCGUUUUGCCGCUUUCGUUCUCCCCAUUUCCCACGCAUACACUGCUUUCUGCUUAGACUAGAGUAGAGCAGAGCACUGUAACUCUGUAACAGUAAUAGCCAGCAAAACCCACACGAAGCGAGAGCUGCAACUACAAGACAAAAUAAGGAAACAUACCACCACCAGAGCCAGGCGUUCACGUUUUUCAUUCGUCGUCCUUCUUUCUUCUUCCUCAACUCCGCCUGAUCCUGCUCCUCUCCGCCAUUGCUGGUUGCUGCUCCGCAUUUCCCUGGUAACGACAUCUCAGCUCUGCUCUCUCGUGCCUUCUUUUGCGUGUGUGUUUCUCUCGCUCGGCGAACUCGGCUGUUUGUUUCCCGAGAAAAACAAUCGACGUCCGUACCGCAAGAAACGCGAGCGAGUGUUCUUGAACUUCAUGUACGGACGGUUGUUCUUCGCGUCUGGUACUCUCGGAAUGCAGAUAUUUUUGCUCUGCUUCGCUUAUUGAAUGUGCUCCGGAGUAACUUUCAAUGGCAGCUUGCUCAAGUUUCCGCGAGUCCGUUGCCGUACCGCUGGAUACGGCGAGAAAUUGCGUAGAAUACUGUCCUCAUUCCCAAUUUUGCUGAUCUUGUUUCUGCGAAUCUUGAUGUUUCUUCUUUUUAGAGCCUACGAUGAGACUAGUGCGUGCUUUAAGAUGUCCAUUGGCGACGGUCAUCUUUGAGUAGCUAGCUUUCUUUCUGUCUCUCUUUUAUCUUUCUAUAUAUUACUGUUUGCUCCUUGCAACUGUUUUGCUGUUUGUUUAGUCUGUCACACCAGUUACUUCUGCUGCAGAGAAGUUGUUCGUGAGUGAAGAUGUCUAGGGUUUCAGGGCUUCAGUUGUUGGGGAUGCUGUGGCUCUUCUCUUGGAUGGUGGUCACAGAGGCAGACUCGCCGAUAUACAAAGAUCCGAGGCAGCCAGUGGCGGUUCGGAUUAAGGACCUAAUGAGUCGAAUGAAGCUGGAGGAAAAGAUUGGCCAGAUGGCUCAACUUGACAGAUUAUCAGCCACCCCGGAGAUAAUGCGGACCUACUCCAUUGGUAGCGUAUUGAGUGGUGGAGGGAGUACACCACUACCUGAUGCUACAGCUAAGGAUUGGAUUGAUAUGAUAAAUGGAUUUCAGAAAGGAUCUAUGUCCAGUCGUUUAGGAAUUCCUAUGAUCUAUGGUAUUGAUGCCGUCCAUGGACACAACAACGUGUACAAUGCCACAAUAUUCCCUCACAAUGUAGGGCUUGGAGCCACCAGGGACCCAGACUUGGUGAAGAGAAUUGGUGCUGCAACUGCUCUUGAGGCUAGAGCCACAGGGAUUCCUUACGUGUUCGCACCUUGCAUAGCGGUUUGCAGAGACCCAAGAUGGGGUCGCUGUUAUGAGAGCUACAGCGAGGAUCCCAAAGUUGUGAGAGAAAUGACUGAAAUCAUACCUGGGUUACAAGGAGACAUUCCUUCUAAUUCUCGAAGAGGAGUUCCUUAUGUCAUUCCAAAGAACAAAGUUGCAGCUUGCGCUAAGCAUUUUGUAGGAGAUGGUGGAACAACCAAGGGCGCCAAUGAAAACAAUACGGCAAUAGACAGGCAUGGAUUAUUGAGCAUUCACAUGCCUGCCUAUGUUGAUUCUGUGAUCAAGGGCGUUUCGACAGUCAUGGUAUCUUACUCCAGCUGGAAUGGGGAAAGGAUGCAUGCUAACAGAGAGCUAAUAAUGGGCUUCCUCAAGGGUACCCUUAAGUUUAAGGGGUUUGUUAUCUCAGAUUGGCAAGGUAUAGACAAGCUUACCUCAACCCCACAUGCAAACUACACGUACUCUGUGCAAGCAGGGAUUCUAGCUGGCAUUGAUAUGGUCAUGGUUCCCUACAACCAUACAGAGUUCAUUGAUGAUCUUACUCUCCUAGUAAAGAAAAAUGUCAUUCCAAUGGAUCGCAUUGACGAUGCUGUUGAAAGGAUUCUGCUGGUGAAGUUCAAUCUGGGUCUGUUUGAAAACCCUAUGGCUGACCUGAGCUUUGCCAAUGAACUUGGAAGUCAGGGACACCGAGACUUGGCGAGGGAAGCAGUGAGAAAAUCACUUGUGCUGUUGAAGAAUGGUAAAAAUGAGAGUGAACCUUUGUUACCCCUUCCCAAGAAGGCUUCAAAAAUUUUAGUUGCUGGUACCCAUGCCGAUAAUUUGGGUUAUCAAUGUGGUGGAUGGACGAUUAAUUGGCAGGGAUUCAGUGGGAACAAUGAUACUAGAGGAACCACGAUCCUUGCUGCCAUCAGGGCCACGGUUGAUCCAACAACAGAUGUUGUCUUCCAAGAGGACCCCAGCAAGCAAUUUGUGGAGGAGAACAACUUCAGUUACGCAAUUGUAGUCGUUGGUGAGCCACCGUAUGCUGAGACUGCAGGAGACAGCACUGAUCUGACGAUGAAGUUCCCAGGUCCAAGUAUCAUCAGCAAUGUAUGUGGCGGAUCUGUCAAGUGUGUGGUUGUGGUGAUAUCAGGGAGACCCAUUGUGCUUGAGCCGUACUUGGACUCAGUCGACGCUCUGGUGGCAGCUUGGUUACCUGGCAGCGAAGGGCAAGGAGUGGCCGAUGUCCUGUUUGGGGACUUUGGAUUCAUUGGGAAGCUUCCGAGGACAUGGUUCAAGAGUGUGGAUCAACUGCCAAUGAACAAUGGCGAUGCACAUUAUGAUCCACUCUUCCCCUUCGACUUUGGGCUCAAGACAGGGGCCUCCAAUGGCUCCGUUGAAAGGUCGACAUCAGAUGGUGCUGUUCCUCGGCCAUGCGCACUUGCUCUUCUGGUUUCUGCGGUUGUCUGUUUCUGGGUAUCGAAUGUUGAGUCAUCCUUGGGCUUCAGAUGAAGGGAGAUGAAGACAGUACAAGUAUUGAAGUUGUUUUGAGUGAGAGUCAAGGAAGCUCGGUGGAUGGGCGGGACUUUUUUGAAGGAGCAGGACAGUUGAGAAUAGUGCACCGUAGGAUAAGUCG